AUGUCUUGUGGCAGCGUUGAAGCAACUAAAGACCUUCAAAGCUGUAGUUAUGCAGAAUUAGAUGGUUCUAAAGAUAUUUCUAAUAUUUAUUCACGACAAUCUACAUCAUUAGACUAUUCACAAAUUGGUGUAACAAAUAAUAUUGAUACAACUACAUCUCCUGGUUUAGCAGAUGCAACAGCAAAAUUGGUAGCUGCUGCAGCUAAUUAUUCUAAUAACGGAGUAUAUAAUAAUCCUCCUGAUUUUAGAAUUAAUACAGUCCAAGGAACUCCCUAUUUUUAUCCUGGAUCUUUCACUUCUUCAACAGCAACACAAUUACAAACAAUGACACAAAAUUCAAUUUAUAGUACAGCACAAAAUGGUAAUCAAGUAACAAAUCCAUUUCUUUAUCAUCAAAAUACUUCAAGUCCAGAAGGUUUUGGAAAUGAUCAUACAACAAAAAUUAUUGAAGGUGGAGAAGUAAGGAUAAACGGGAAGGGAAAAAAAAUAAGAAAACCAAGAACAAUAUAUUCAAGUCAGCAAUUACAACAAUUACAGAAACGUUUUGAACGAACACAAUAUUUAGCAUUACCAGAGAGAGCUGAACUUGCUGCAACAUUAGGGUUAUCCCAAACUCAGGUAAAAAUAUGGUUUCAAAACAGACGAUCUAAACAUAAAAAAUUAUCAAAGAACGGUGAUGGAGAUGAUGAUAGAACAUCAGAUGAUGAAGAUAUGGCAGCGGGUGAUACAUCAAGUAGUAAUGCUGAUGGAACAAAUAGUCCUGAUCCUGAUGAUAUAUCACGAUGCCAAAAUACAUCACCUAAUCAUGGUUCUGGAACAAACUCUAAUCCAUCAUCAUCAAUACCACCUAUUUCCGCAUCAAAUCAAAACGUGUCAACAACAUUACAAUCUACAGAUGACAGUAAUAAUACUGUUCCAUCAACAAUACCACCAACCUCACAAUGGAAUAUUUCAACAGGAGCACCACCAUUUACAUCAGGAUUAAUGAUACCACCACAAACAAAUCCAUCCUAUCCAUAUAAUUCAUUUCUUUGUGGACCAAAUUCACUUCCACAAAAUAUGUUUGGAAAUACUGGUGUAUCCUCAAUUCCAACACAAGGAGCAUUUGAUAAAUAUCCAACAGGAAUGGAAAAUACAUUUGAUAUGAAAUCAUAUAUGUGUGAUCCUCAGACACAUUAUUAUCCACAACAAUAUUUUAGUGGUACACAACCAUACAAUUAUUAA
Strongyloides ratti is the source of this 1224-nucleotide messenger RNA. Its product is annotated as Homeotic protein distal-less. The record is from RefSeq and is a predicted model, not a curated record. Gene Ontology annotation, molecular function: DNA-binding transcription factor activity, RNA polymerase II-specific; RNA polymerase II cis-regulatory region sequence-specific DNA binding. The coding region runs from base 1 to 1224 and encodes 407 amino acids. The transcript is spliced from 2 exons. Gene Ontology annotation, biological process: regulation of transcription by RNA polymerase II. NCBI's taxonomy places the organism in Eukaryota, Metazoa, Nematoda, Chromadorea, Rhabditida, Strongyloididae.